GUUUCAUUUCCCUCCAUUCCAAAACAGAAAGAGCGCCAGAAAAGAAAAAUCCCAGAAAUCGAAACUCGAAGAAGCAAAUGGCAACGGAUCGCGUACUGUGUGGUAGCAGCAGCGAAAUCGAAAGAGGAGAAGAACAAGAAGAACAACAACAAGAACAUGACUCCGAAGCGAAGCUCUUGCACGAUAGGUUCAGACUCUCCGCCAUCUCCAUCGCCGAAUCCGAAGCAAGUAAGAACGGCAUGGAAAUAUCUAAAGUACUAGUCUCUUGCAUCGCUGAUUUGGCAUACAAAUUCACCGAGGGGCUAGCCAAGGAUCUUCAGCUAUUUGCACAGCAUGCAAAUCGUAAAUGUGUGAACAUGGAAGAUGUCAUACUUUCUGCACAUCGAAAUGAACAUGUGUCUAGCUAUUUGAGGACAUUCUCCAACGAUUUAAAAGCGAGAGAUCCUUCAUCUGAGAGGAAGAGAAAGAAAGAAGCCAAGAAGAAUGAUAAAGCAACCAUCUAAUGCACACGUCUGAUAUAAAUAUAUAGUACGUUGAACAUAUUUGGUAUUCUUUUUUUAAAUCUUGGCCUCAAAUUUUACAUAAUUUUGGUACUCUAUCUCUUUCCUCUACAUGUUCUUGUUCUUG
Messenger RNA from Arachis stenosperma, 627 nucleotides. Its product is annotated as protein MHF1 homolog. The record is from RefSeq and is a predicted model, not a curated record. Gene Ontology annotation, molecular function: protein heterodimerization activity; chromatin binding. The coding region runs from base 78 to 503 and encodes 141 amino acids. NCBI's taxonomy places the organism in Eukaryota, Viridiplantae, Streptophyta, Magnoliopsida, Fabales, Fabaceae. Gene Ontology annotation, biological process: resolution of meiotic recombination intermediates; replication fork processing. The transcript is spliced from 4 exons. Gene Ontology annotation, cellular component: FANCM-MHF complex; Fanconi anaemia nuclear complex.